This is a messenger RNA of Anisakis simplex (herring worm), 1416 nucleotides long. NCBI's taxonomy places the organism in Eukaryota, Metazoa, Nematoda, Chromadorea, Rhabditida, Anisakidae. The record is from the annotation of a GenBank genome assembly.
AUGAUUAUAAAUAGAGAGUUAAAAAGUGAAGAAUUAAUAGAGGCUUAUAUAGAACGAAUCGAGCAUGUGAAUGGAAUUGUAAACGCGGUUGUGCAGAAAAAUUUCGAGAAUGCGAGAAAAAGUGCAAAAGAAGUCGAUAGAAUAUGUGAGAAUUUGGAGAGUGGUUCAGAUGAGUUCAAUGAGCUGCUCAAAAACAAACCUCUAUUGGGUGUACCGUUCACACUAAAAGAUUGCAUUGAAGUGGAUGGUUUGAAAUGUACAAUUGGAAUAUCAUCACGAAAGGAUUUGGUAUCGAAUAAAGAUGCUGAAGUUGUUAAGAGAAUGAAAAAUGCAGGUGCUAUAAUCCUAGCGGUCACAAAUGUGCCUGAGGUGUGUAUGUGGUGGGAGUCAGUGAACUCGAUCUACGGACGUACCAAAAACCCCUACGAUACCCGUCUGAUAAGCGGCGGUAGUAGCGGCGGCGAGGCUUGUCUCAUCUCGUCGGCCGGUUCAGUGAUCGGCCUGGGUAGUGAUAUUGGCGGUUCCAUACGAAUACCUGCCUACUUCAACGGUGUUUUUGGGCUGAAACCUACCAAUGGUCUUGUGCCACUGGAGGGCCAUCUGCCACCAUUGGAGGGCUUCCGUCAAGAGAUGUUACAUAUUGGACCUAUAUGUAGAUAUGCUGAAGAUCUCGAUGUCAUGAUGAAGGUGAUGAUACCAGAAAAUUCGAUGCAUUUGGUGAAACAGCAUCAAUUGACAAAUGUUCGUAAAAUACGAUUGUUUUACAUGGAAGGUUUGAGAACACCGUUUGCACAGAGUGUCUCUUCUGAAUGUGGUGAUGCUUUGAUGAGGGCUGUUCAAUUCUUCGAAACGAAGUACGAUAUUUGUGCAAUAAGAUUAGAUCUUCCAUUUGUGCAUUACGCUGUCGAAUUGUUUUUCUCGAGCAUGGAAGUUCCUGGAGCACCGUCAUUUGCACACUACAUGACUGAUCUUAAGUCAGAAGUGGACUGCAUUGGUGAGCUAAUGAAGUGGUUUUGCGGCAAUUCUCGACAUACUUUACCAGCCAUAGUGACUGGCAUUUUGGAUAGACAAUCACCGUUCAAUGAGGAACACAAAGAAAAGUUGGUUUCGAGUCGUGAACGAUUGAAUCGUGAAUUGAAACAGUUGCUACAAGAUGACGGUAUCUUAAUAUUCCCAACCUUCCCGACCACAGUUCCGUACCACAAUCAACCUCUAUUGACACCAUUCAAUUUCAUUUAUACGGCUCUAUUCAACACUCUAUCGUUGCCCGUUAUUCAGUGUCCGAUGGGUCUCAAUAAGAACGGUUUACCGUUAGGCUUUCAGAUGGUCACUUCGCCGUUUAACGACUUCAUUUUGAUUCAGCUUGCGAAACAUAUUCAGAGUGGAUUCGGCGGUUGGAAACCUGCUAGUGAUUAG